UUUACACAGAUGUCCUAUCGGGGUAGUUAUCAAUCACGUUUUGUCUCUGCAUCUUCAAGUGGUUCAUCUCAAAUUUACCAUCUAGGCAGCAUGAAUUCUGUUCCUCCACCACAGUCGUUGGUUACGUCCACUGCACCUACUUUGGUCGGUGGAGUUUACAUGUCGGCUCGCGAAAGAGAGAAGAAAAAGGAAGAAGAGUAUGCGAACUUAAUGUGCUAUGGGGCUAAAACCGAGAAAGACGCAAGGAAGAAGCGCAUCUACGACGAUGAAUACCUCGAGGGCGAGGAUUCAGAUGAAGAAAAGUCGUCAUCGCAAAUGAAAGCAAUUCAACCAGUUGAUGAUGAGGAAGACGAGCUCGAUGCUUUUAUGGCGGAAAUUGAUGCACAGGCUUCAAAGGAUAAAGCGAUAUCAGUACAGAAAGAAAAAGACCGUGUUAGUGGAAAAGAUGCUGAUGCUGACAAAAAAGGCAUAGGUAGAGCUGACAUCGACGAUGAGGAUAUGCAAGAGUCGUACUUCAAAUAUCUCGAAGAGCAUAAAGAAAAAGUGGGCAACGAUGAGGAAGAAUACGAAUACGAUGAAGACGGGAACGUCAUAUGGACAUGGAAAAAGGUUAUCGAUCCUUUACCUGCCAUAGACCACUCGACAGUUGACUAUCAAGAGUUCAACAAAGAUUUCUAUGUGGAGCAUGAUGAAAUCAAAAAGCUUAACCACGUGGAAGUGGUGAGACUUCGUGAGCAGCUUGGGAUACGUGUUGGUGGUUUUCAUCCGCCAAAGCCUAUCUGUUCCUUCGCUCACUUUGGUUUUGACAAGCAGCUGAUGGAUACAAUUCGAAAAAGCGAGUACGAACAACCCACUCCUAUUCAGGCGCAGGCCAUACCAAGUGCUCUCAGUGGACGUGAUGUAUUGGGAAUAGCAAAGACGGGAAGCGGGAAAACGGCAGCAUAUCUUUGGCCAGCCAUAGUGCACAUAAUGGACCAACCGAAUCUGAACCAUGGUGAUGGUCCAAUCGCACUUAUUGUUGUUCCUACAAGAGAAUUAGCCAUACAGGUGUACCAAGAAGCUAAACGCUUUUGCAAAGUUUACAAUAUCAACGUCAUUUGUGCUUAUGGUGGCGGAAGUAAAUGGGAACAAUCAAAUGAGCUGAAGAGCGAGGGAGCGGAACUGGUUGUUUGUACACCGGGGCGAAUAAUCGAUCUGGUGAAAAUUGGUGCAACAAAUUUUUCCCGUACUACUUUCCUGGUUUUUGAUGAAGCGGACAGAAUGUUCGAUAUGGGUUUUGAAGCACAGGUGAAAUCAAUAUCUGAUCAUGUACGGCCCGAUCGUCAGUGUCUGAUGUUCAGUGCAACUUUUAAGCAUAAGGUUGAACGCCUUGCAAGGGAUGCGUUGUGUGAUCCUGUGCGCAUUGUACAAGGGGAAGUUGGAGAGGCGAACGCAGAUGUUAUGCAGACGGUAGAGGUCUUACCACGGCAGGAUACGAAGUGGGUAUGGCUUACGCAAAGACUUGUGAAUUUUAGCUCAAUGGGUAAGGUGUUGAUUUUCGUCACAAAGAAGGUAAAUGCUGAAGAUCUGGCUAAGAAAUUAAAGGCUCGAGAUUUUGAAUUAGUUUUGUUACACGGAGACAUGCUACAGCACGAACGAAAUGAGCAUCUCCAGGCAUUCCGCAAGAAGAUUAAUAUUAUGGUGGCCACUGACGUAGCCGCACGUGGUCUCGACAUUCCGGAGAUUCGUACAGUUGUGAACUAUGAUUUGGCCAGAGAUAUUGAUACGCAUGUGCAUCGAAUUGGUCGAACUGGUCGCGCAGGUACAAUCCAUCCAAUCGUUUAUCAUUUUUUUAGAGGUUCUACAAACAAACACUUAAAAGAAUUUAUAGUUCCCAGGAUCGACUUUCUCUUAACCUCGGCAUUGGAAUAUGAAUGUGUCGUUUUCUUGUUCAGCAAUCGCGAGGUUUUUAAACAGCAUACAUUUACUUCCAUAAAAACACAAUACAAUACAACGCUAGCUGACGCCAAACGCUUCAAUAACACUUACAAAAAGACGAAGAACUCUUUGGUAAUUACCUAA
This is a messenger RNA of Angiostrongylus costaricensis, 2061 nucleotides long. The record is from the annotation of a GenBank genome assembly. NCBI's taxonomy places the organism in Eukaryota, Metazoa, Nematoda, Chromadorea, Rhabditida, Metastrongylidae.